CGUCAACUUGUCAUCUGUUAUUCUGUAGGUCGAGAGUCGAGACUCCGCUUGUCGCCCGUGGCAGCCUGGCAGACGGCAGUGGCAGGUGGUUCGUUACCUAACUGCAUGAGCAAUUCACAAGCGUCUCGAGAAUGAUUACAAGCGCUCAUGAACAACUUCGUCAUGAUCAUGACUACCUUGUCAAAUUUCUGGCUCUGGGAAACUCAGGUGUUGGCAAGACAAGCCUUCUGUACCAGUUCACAGAAGGCUGCUUCAAUUCCCAGUUCACAUCAACUGUUGGCAUUGACUUCAAAGAAAAGAGAUUGGUACAUCGAUGUUCAGUGACUGGUCGUGAGCAAGGAGUGCAUUUACAGCUGUGGGAUACAGCUGGACAAGAAAAGUUCCGAAGUUUGACUACAGCUUUUUAUCGCAACACCAUGGGAUUUAUUCUUGUGUUUGAUCUCACCAAUGAACAGUCUUUCCUUGAUAUCAGAAGCUGGAUGGAGCAACUUAGGACGCACGCGUACUGCGAAAGCCCCGACAUCAUCUUGGUGGGCAACAAAGUUGACCUGACGGAGCAGCACGUUGUUUCGGAGGCACGAGCACGGGAUGCCGCCUUCAAACUGGGCGUACCGUACAUGGAAGCGUCGGCAGCGACAGGCUUCAACGUGACGGCGUGCGUGCUGGCGCUGGUCGACGCAGUGCUGCUGCGCAUGAAUAGAGUGGUGGACGACACGAGACUCACGCUCGGCAAGACCGUAUCACCCGAUGAUGAAGUGACUUCGGUCUGUGUUUGCUGAGACGCAGUUACCGUCUGCAGAGAAAGGGUUGUGUGUGCGUCAGAGCAAUAGAGAUCACGCAGGUUUUUGUACUGUGAAGGAUCCGUAUGUAUAGUCACCUGAUAAGAUGGAUGGCUCUGUAAAACGUUGUGACCGACGAUGAUGAUGAUGCCGUCACGGUCUUAAGUCGUCAGAAACGCUGCCGCGAUCUGGAGAAGACGAACGGCAUUGGUGUGGAAAAAAUGGAUACGUAGAAGGUUUCAUUAACUAAGAAGCUGAUUUUUAAAAAAUAAUAAUGAGAAAACGUGAGAUCCUGUUGACUGAAUCCGGUUGACGGAAUCAUAAUGGUGUAAUUGAAUUGAACUAUAUAUAGUAAUUAGUGUAUACCGUACUUGAAGCUUUCUUUGUGUUGAUUCUGCAAUUGGAUGGUUCCGAUAAAAAAUUCAAUUUUAUCUCUAUAGGUACUUGUUUAUCAAAUAAUCCAAAUACCUAUCUGUUCAUUUCCAGUGAAUCUCAUUACUGAUUCCUUAAGUUCAUUAGGUAGUUGCCAGAAAUAGAUCUCUAACUUGUCCAGCUCGUACGUUAUCGAUUCUAGUCCAGCCUGCUGGACACAUCGUAGAAAUCAAACCGAGAUUGAUCUCAGUGAUUUAUAUUAUCAUUGCCUUUUCAAUUCACUAAUGAACGUGCUUCCAGUUAAUUAUUUUCGUUAUAAAUUGCCAUUUUCUUUAAACCGUUUUACGUCGAGUUGAAUAUUUUUUGUUGAACGACUGCUCAUCGCUCAGUCUUGAACGACUUGAAUCUCAUCGUUCAAGCCUUGAAUUCCCUUUGAAGGACUUCUUCGUUUUGGGGGAAAAACGUCAGAUCUACAGUCGUCAAAACUACAACGGUUUAUUGCGACGCGGCAAUACCGUAAGGAAGAAAUUUUUGGAGAUUCUAAACGAAAUUGUGUAACCUUUAUUAAUCUUAGUUUAUCAUGAAAUCAUCUUAUCGAAUUUUAAAGUACAGCUUCUAAGGGCAUCGCACCUUUCUUUAUUCUUUACAAAGAAAUGAAAAGCUCACGGAAUUCCGUUUGUUUUCGAAUGUAUGACCUUUUUAAAGUACCUAAUGAAGAUUAAUUUAUCAAUUUUGGCGGUUUCGUUAAUUCUUAUUUCAUUUUUGAUACAUAAAAAUAUUAACCUUAGUUUUGGUAAGACCAUUAAUCAUAGUUUGUAAUUGUUUGUUGGAGUAAAUUCUUACGAUUUCA
Messenger RNA from Hyalella azteca, 2001 nucleotides. It is a transcript of the gene Rab27, whose product is annotated as ras-related protein Rab-27A. Gene Ontology annotation, cellular component: secretory granule; melanosome. The transcript has 6 exons. The coding region runs from base 132 to 779 and encodes 215 amino acids. The record is from RefSeq and is a predicted model, not a curated record. NCBI's taxonomy places the organism in Eukaryota, Metazoa, Arthropoda, Malacostraca, Amphipoda, Hyalellidae. Gene Ontology annotation, molecular function: GTPase activity; GTP binding. Gene Ontology annotation, biological process: melanosome transport; positive regulation of exocytosis.